Messenger RNA from Peronospora belbahrii, 2742 nucleotides. NCBI's taxonomy places the organism in Eukaryota, Oomycota, Peronosporomycetes, Peronosporales, Peronosporaceae. The record is from the annotation of a GenBank genome assembly.
AUGUACCGGACUGACUGUACCGUUUGCAACAACGUAAGCUGCAAGCUGGAGCAUGUUGAAACUAAUGCCUUCAAGUAUUUUCCUGUAGAGGCAUCCGAGUUCUGCUCGCGAACACACUGUCUUGACUUUGCUGAGAUCGUGCUUCGUGAGAUUGAACCGGUGCUCGUGCAUCUGGGUGGAGAUAUGCUUGCUCUACUAAAGCACAGCUUGCUCGAUGCAGAAGGAAGGUGCUUGGAUACGCUGGAACGACUGGAUCAAGUGCUCGCCGACUUUCAGCAAAAGCAGCACACUUUAGUGGGUACCGAAAAUGCAAGAGUGGCGGCAGCAGCUAUAGCAGCAGCACAAAAGUUACUGGCGGAGGUGGCAUCGGAUAACAUGUGGUGGUUUGCUAAGUUUUUCAUCCAGGAGCUGGCCCCGUUCGGUCAGAGCGACAAAGAUCUUGUGCUAAAGAUCAUGGAGGAUAAGCUUGUGGUAAGGAAUCCGGACCGGCUGCGCAAGCUGUAUCGGCGUUUUUCGAGUCAAAAGCCGUCAACUAAGUCGCCACAACAACACAUGCAAGGCAGCCGUAGUGGCUCAAACGGCGCGAACAGCAGCAACGACAGGACCAACGGAAAAGGAAGUAACAGCUCUCAAGAGAAGAAUCGACCAGAUACUCGAAGUAGUAGCGACGAGAACAAUGAGACUAAAAACUUCACAGCGAUACUGGAACGCAUGAAGAGCUUUUUCACGGAGAACCAGCUUUUUUUCUUCCACUUCCUGCACAGCUGUGACAGCUACGACUAUGCUCGCAAAGACUUUACGGAAGUGGUGCUAAGACUCAAGGUAGUGGCAAAGUUUCUUGGGUAUCUUCGCUUUUCACCGCAGUGGCAAGUUACAUCCUCGCUUCGUCAGCUCUCUGAGCAUAAUGCUGCGCUUUAUGCUAUCGAGCGUGAGAGGAUUGACACGCUGGAGGUGACUCGUGACUCAAGUUUGGAUGUCAAAAAGUUGCUGGAGAACAGUGUUCUGCAAGCAUCAAUGUCUAAGUGUAUUCCAUGGCUCUGUGACUACCUAUCGAUGCUUUUGCUCGACAGGCUGUCAUCCGGCACGACAUCUUUUAAACAGCUUGUGGCAUUAUUGCAGCUCUUAUAUCGGUCACCGCGUUUGGACUAUCUAGGUGAGACUGGGUUUUACAUUGCCAUGCAGAUUGAGCGCGUUUUUCAUGUAUUACACAUGGGUGGUUGCCUUUUGCACAGCGACAGCUAUCAAUCUCAAGAACUGCUCCCGUCCUUGCAAGUCCGCAAGGCACUUGCACGUGGGCAUGAAGUUUCGUCCAAGGAGUCGAACGAUGGUGCAGGAGAAGACUAUAUACCAUUCUUGCACAGCCAAGUGUUUGUUCAAAGCUGUGUAAGUAAACUUGAUGACUUGCGUGGAUUCAUCCAAACUCGCGCACAGUCGUUGCCGCGCAGAAACCUCUCGAUUGGCUUGCGCAAAAUGUCAUCAAAACAAACGGUAGCACCUAUCCGCAAACUUCGACCGUUGCAGGUCGGAAUUGAAAACGAUAGCUGCGUAGACGCAAUUUCUUUGUCUGCUGUCAAGCCUGAUGCUGCGCAUGCUACCCCUCCAGGGAUGGCGGCCGCGACAGCAUUGCUCAGCAGAUGUUGGCCACUGCAAGAUGAGAACGACAAGUUGUCCGAUGCCGUUUUUAUGGUGCACCCAAAGUUAGAAUCUGUUGUGGAUUUUGUGGUGAGAGUUGUAACGACGGAUGUGUGUGAACAUGUCAUCGAGCAUGUCGUUACGCCACGGGCCGACAUUUUCGUGGAUCGGUGCGCUUCUGAGAGCGGUCUGCUGAGUGUCGGAAAAACUGCGGCAGCAUCAGCUACAUUAGCGAACUCUGUCCAUCUUGAAAACACUGGUGCCGAAAAGCUCCCAGACGGAGUUUGUGAAACGGAUAGCCUUUCGGAGCAAGCGUCUUUUAAAAGACUACGGAGUCAAAUCUAUGGUGGCAGCCACUGCUCUUCCUGUCUCUGUAACACUAUCGGAACCAAGUUGGAGACCAGACCAAUUGCAGCGCAAAACACUGUAGAAAGCGUUGAAAGACAAGCAGUGCAGCCAGUUGAGAAAGAGAAGCGGUAUAGAGAACUGAGGCGACGCGCUGCUGCCAUUGAGACAAACACGAGUCACAAUAAAUCGAAAAAGUCAAGUCCUGCUGAGUGGGAACUUCAAGCCGCAACACUUUCACAGUCUUUGUUGCUUUUCACCACCUCGCUGAAUAAUUGUUCCGUAGCUGGUGAUUUGACGCGUGAUCUCGCGUCUCCGUUAAGUGCUUCGGCGCUCGUGCUCUGGGACAUCAUUUUGCGUGGCACCACAGCAUGCCUGAAAUUUCUUGGGUUAUCACUGAAUUUGUUUGCUGCAUAUGAGCUGUUGUCAAUGAACGAAGGAGCGGAAACCGACAUUGCCAUAUUGCGUUUACAGUCCAUGCUUAUAGUUGUAGUGGACGGUGUGAUGGAGCUGCCGUCCUUGGCCUCUGAACAUAAGGAGUUGAUCAGACGAUUUGUUGUCCAGGCUAGCUCGCUGGUCGUGGCAAAAAUGCAUGUGGUGAUGUCGUCCAUGCCAGGAGGUGAUAACAACGAUCGGCUACUCAACCUGAACUGGAAUCGGUGGGUUGGACCUCAAGCCAUGUUUGCGACUGAGGGUCAAAUUUCAGUGCAUGCGGCUCAAUUUUGCCUGAAUGUGUGGAAUACUGCUAUGUCGGUAGCAAGAUGA